This is a messenger RNA of Baudoinia panamericana UAMH 10762, 670 nucleotides long. RefSeq lists its product as uncharacterized. The record is from RefSeq and is a predicted model, not a curated record. The coding region runs from base 190 to 537 and encodes 115 amino acids. NCBI's taxonomy places the organism in Eukaryota, Fungi, Ascomycota, Dothideomycetes, Mycosphaerellales, Teratosphaeriaceae. The transcript has a single exon.
AUACGAAUGGUCGCUGACCCGCAGACCGAACGUGUCCAUUUGGCGGCCUAGUGAGGCCGAGGCGCCUGUUCGUCGAAGUCCAUACAGCGAAUUGAGGUGCUAGCCAUUGGCUCGAGGAACGGUCAGACCCUAGGCUGGCGGAGCGACGUCGUCAGUUGUCUGGCGGUGAAGUUGACCGUGCCAUAGACGAUGGGUUUGGAGUGUGACGAAACCCACCGUCGAGCGACUCGCCCCUGCAGGUCUGUGAGCUUCGGUGGGUACGUGGAGAACGUAGAAGGUGUCCCUGCAUGGUUUGGUGUUUGGCGGAGAUCAUCCGUUUACCGCUUUUCCACUGGUAUCGGCCCAUCUGUGUCCGCUUGGACGCAAGUUGGGCCAGAUCGAAGGAAACACGUGCGAGGAGCUAAUGCGUUUCGCUUGAACGGCAGCAUGAGCACGCUUCCUUGCGCGCCAAACAACCUACAGCAUCCAUAUCAUGCACUCGCAGUGUUUGACGCCGUUGCUAGUUUUUCCAAACUGCUCGAGCUACGGAGCAUUUAGCGCGUGGUUCCUGCAUUGGCGAGAAGGUGAGGUUGCAGGACGCUUUAGCCGCUCUGAGAGCCGCCUAUGCGCCUCGACCAUUCAACGUCGGUGCCGGUUGGAUACCACUACCGAGAAGCCGAUGGCGCUCACA